UGUCAGGAUGCAUCUCAGUAUGUCCCUUCAAUUCUAAGCGCUACGAGUACUACGGCUCUACGCGCACUGACGUGCAUUAGUAACAAUGAAAUUAUCGAAAGAACAAAUUAUUUACAAUUUGCAACAAUAACUACACCUCGUGUCUGUGUUUUUAUAAAAUGGUAUAAAACUAUCGAAUCAUUUGUGUAUUUAGAAAUGAAACCUCCUGAAGCCACUACCGUUAUAGUAAAUUUUCCAAAGUUUAGUAUUAAAUCGUUGGAGCCUUGAAGUAUUACAAUAUGACUGCAGCAGCAAAAGGUGGCGGGAGACCGCGAGCUGUGCCGUUGCGCUUCAAAUAUUUGUUAUUGCUCACAACUAUCUUCGGUGGCUGCCUGAUCCUCGUGACAUUCAACUCACGCAUAGAGAUGUUCAUUAUGAACACUGACCCGUCCUGGAGUCAUCGCUAUGAAAUAAGAGAUUCUGAAGAAAGUUACACAAUUAGAACGGAAGGAUGCACGAUACCAGGACUCAGGGCGUUUGAUGAAAGCAUUAAAAAAUUCAGUGAGCCCCCAAAAAAAUUCGAACGAUGUCACAAUGCCAAUAAUUCGCUUCUCAAAUCAAACGAGACCCAUAUAUGGAUAGUUAAAGAAAAUCUUCCUCAUUAUAAAUUAUCGAUAAACGAAAGCAUUACUUGUUGCUACAAAUGGUUCUAUAGACCUGCCGCUAUAGUUGAUAUAAAGUCUGCAGAUGUAGAUGAUCGAGUUCAAUAUGGAAAAUGCGUUGAAUUCGAUAAUAGCAUCGAGGCCAUUAAUGAAUUUGUGAAAGUGAGCUGUAGACACACGUACAAAACAAUUUAUGAACAAUUUUUCUUAUUUACAAGCAAAAAGCCACUUAUAACAUCGAUUUCAGAAGACUCAAUUGAAACGAUACAAAAUCAAAGUGGAGGAUACAAUGUAAUUGUGAUGGGUAUUGAUGCUAUUUCCAGGUUAAAUUUCCACAGGACUAUGCCUAAGACGCUGGCGUAUCUCAAAAAGAAGGGAGGAUUGGAGUUCCUUGGCUAUAAUAAAGUUGGUGACAACACAUUUCCAAAUUUAAUACCUAUGCUGUUGGGUAUCAAAGAUACAGAAUUAAAAAAAACGUGUUGGCCGAACACAAAAUCUACCUUUGAUAAUUGUCCAUUUAUUUGGGACUGGUAUAAAGAUGCUGGGUACUACACUGCAUUUGGUGAAGACAGUGCCAGACUAGGAACAUUUAACUACGAAAAACUCGGGUUUGCGGCUUCUCCCACGGAUUAUUACAUUCACACGUUCAUGUACGAAGCUGAAAUUCACGUGGGGAACAAAAAAGAUUUUAACGCUUUCAUUUGCAUGGGUGAUAAAUACUUUUAUAAGGUUCUCCUAGACUAUAUAGAAAGUUUAACUCGCACAUUGAAAAACGAUAAGCUAUUCGGGUUUUUUUGGGAAGUCACAAUGAGCCACGACUAUUUAAAUUAUCCUAUGUUGAUGGAUGACGAUUACGAACAAUUUUUGAAACAUCUCGAUGACAGUAAUUACUUAGAUGACACGAUUUUAAUUUUACUUAGUGAUCAUGGAAUUAGAUGGGGUGAAAUAAGAUAUACAAAACAAGGUAGAUUAGAAGAAAGACUACCCUUGUUCCAAAUAUUAAUACCACGUUCAUUUCAAGAUAACUUUCCCAUGGCUUAUGAAAAUAUUAAAAAUAACAGAAAACGUCUCACUACGCCAUUUGAUUUACAUGCAACACUUUCCGAUUUGACGAAUUUAAAUUUCAUAAAAGACGAACAAAUUAUUUUACGAAGCAAAGAAAAUUACGGCUCCGAUAGAAGUAUAAGUCUAUUUUUACCAAUCCCAAAUAAUCGAACAUGUAAUACAGCUGCUAUUGAUGAUCAUUGGUGCACAUGUCAUAAGAGUAAUAGGAUUUCAAUCAAUAACAAAGACGUGUACGAGCCCGCCUUCGAACUUGUCAGAAAUUUAAAUUUGUUAUUACAAGAUCAUUCCCAAUGUGUCAAAUUGAAGCUUUCGGAGAUUCUUGAAGCCACGGAAAUGGAUGCAGGUGUCCCCGAAGUAGGUGAAGUCGGUUGGCAAGAGAUUAUGCUGGUGGUACGAACUACUCCCGGAGGAGGAGUCUUUGAAGCAACCCUUCGACGUAACAGUAAACAGGAGUGGUCUCUCGCCGGUACUGUCAGUCGACUUAACCUAUACGGAGAUCAAAGCCGUUGUGUUCAUCAUUAUCAGUUAAAAUUAUAUUGUUUCUGUGUCUAAUUAUGAUUUAAAGAUAAAUAAGCCAAACAAAAACUGUGAUAUGAUAUGGAAGAUGAUAAGAUAAGGAAAGAGAUACCUAAUCUAAUAUGGCUGACAGGAUCGAAACAAUAAAAUAUCUUAAAUCUCUUACUAUAAAAUCUUAAAUUAUCAAAAUAUAAUUUUCGUUACAUAGUUGUAAGUUGGAUAAGUGUUCUUUUUUAUAAAUUACAUUUACAUAUGCUCAAAUUUUAAUUAUCACCAAAUAAUAUGGGCAUUUAUUUUAUAAUAAUUAUAAUUAAUAUUUUUCGGUAUGCGGUGUUUACUUAUAUGUCGAAUAAAAGUAAUUACACGAUUUAUAUGUAUAAGAUCAAAGUGGGGACGUCCAAGAAAUAAGUCAGUCGGCUCCUCCCAUUUAGUUUUAAUGACAUACUAUUUAACUAAAUAUAGACCAUAUAAGUCGCUGCUUAUGCAUUUAGGCGGGUAACAAUAAUUAAUAUCUCCUAUUGUUUUAAACUCGAACAUGAAUAACAUAUCCUUCUUCAUCUCUAUCGUACUGAUGUUUAUCUGAGUAUUACCUACUUUGCAACAUCAGACGGAUUUUUAUAUCUAAGUUACCUACUUUACAACUUUAGACGUAUUUUCAUUAGAACUAUGGUCUCCCAAACAUAUCUAUUAAAAAGUCUCUCGUCAUUCAUUUCAUUAAUCGUCAUUCGGUUUCUCGUCAUUUAUUUUCAUUAUUAAAUAAUUUGUGUACAAUUAAGACACACUGUUUUUUUUCUAAUUUUCUAACACACAAAACUGAGUUAAAAAAUGAUUAAAAAUUAGUAGGGAUCACUGGAAACAUUGCAAGAAUUUCGAAAUUUUCGCAAAGAACAAAUGACAGCAGCUGAUGUGUAAACUUAGCACUAACCAAUAUAAAUAAUGAGUGUAAGAGUAUAAGAGCAUUGGAACGAUUCUUAAAAACUUCUAUCUAUAAAAAUAUGCCAAAUUUUAUAAAAGUAUGUUUAGUCUAGUUUUAGUGUGUACGUUUCUAACAAAAAAUUGGGUAUUUCAAUAUUUCGAAGAUUGACUUAUCGCAACGAAACAAAGCUAGCAAUUAAUUUACCUAAUUGGUAGUUUAUUUUAGUUACACUGUAAAUACGUUAUCAAAGGUAUUUUAAUAGCGUAAAAUUACAGUUUCUAAUCUAAAGACUUCUCGAUAUUUAUUUAUGUUAUUAGUAACACUUUAAAUACCUACUCGUAUAUAUAUUCUUUACUGGUGGUAGGACCUCUUGUGAGUCCGCGCGGGUAGGUACCACCGCCCUGCCUAUUUCUGCCGUGAAGCAAUAAUGCGUUUCGGUUUGAAGGGUGGGGCAACUGUUGUAACUAUACUGAGAUCUUAGAACUUAUAUCUCAAGGUGGGUGGCGCAUUUACAUUGUAGAUGUCCAUGGGCUCCAGUAACCGCUUAACACCAGGUGGGCUGUGAGCUCGUCCACCCAUCUAAGCAAUAAAAAAAAAAAUGUUUUUGUUGUUGUUAUAUUAUUUUGACUGAUGCAUAAAACCUAAUGUCAAGUUCCAAAAUAGAACUAAUAGUUCAACUACAUAAUUUAAUGAAUAUUGACGUGAUUAAUAAUAUUAAUUUGUACAUGGCACGUAACAGUAAAUAUAACAACAUUUCUAGAAUUUUUAAUGCGAGAAAGUAUAUAUUGAGUUAUAAAUAAAAUAAAAUAUUAUUUACCUACAAAA
Messenger RNA from Bombyx mori (domestic silkworm), 3963 nucleotides. RefSeq lists its product as uncharacterized. The transcript has 2 exons. Lineage: Eukaryota; Metazoa; Arthropoda; Insecta; Lepidoptera; Bombycidae. Bases 279 to 2258 code for a protein of 659 amino acids. The record is from RefSeq and is a predicted model, not a curated record.